AAAAUAAUCAGUAGAAAUACCUGUCUGGAGCACAGUAUGGAAUGUGCAGUGAAGGAACAAUAACCUGCUUUGUACCAAAUAACAGAAAUUAUUUCGAACUAUUUACACAGUACAUAAAAACUAAUGUUCCACAUUUAGCACACUCCUUUGGAAGAUGUCCAAUACUUGGUAGGCUAAAUUUAAGUUUUCCAAUAAACUCAAUGGGCCACCAAGAAAGCUUCCAUAAUGGGAUUUUUUUUUUCUUUGUGUGUGCAUUGUUUGAAUAUAAAAGACUAAAAAAAGAGCGACCUGAUGUUACAGACUGUAAUCAAAGAACAUUAAGGUUCUGAUCACCGCCCAUUCAUAAUGCAACAGAUGCAUUUGUGAUGGAUUUCUGCAUCUGCAUUUUAAACUCCAAUAGCUGCUGCUGCUGCUGCUGCUGCUGUUGUUGUUUUUAGAGCAUCUGCAGUUCUAACGGAUAGCCUGCACAGCUUUAGCAGAUUUCGAGUAGCCUAGGCUAACUUUUCUGCUCAUUCAUCAUUUAGGCUACAGUCAUAUUCAUAUGUAGCUCUGUGUUUGUGCGCUGUGCUGUCUCCUUUUUUUGACGGCGUCCCGCGGUUUGCUGGCAGGCUGCAGCAGGGAUGGUAGCAGGUCAGUGCGAUCGGAUGAGCGUUGUACCAGUCGGUCUGGUGGUUAAUAUGGAAUAUUUGCACAGAGCGAUCUGUCAAAUCCAUUUGCACCGGCGGAAAAAGGGAGGCCUGUAGUAGUGCAAAAUAGAAAAACAGGUCAUUUCGCCGUUCUUUAUGGCUUCUGGCUCCGGAGAUGAAGAGGGAAACACGGGGGGCGUUUCAUGGAGACUCAUAGGCCCUGCCUCGGAGCUUUCCAAGAAGCGCUGCCGUUUAAUGCACUCCUCUCUCGGCUAUGAUUCCGAUGUCUGCCUCUUCUAUGUGAAGGGGGAGUUUUUCGCAAUGGAUGCUCGCUGUUCACACUCCGGCGGUCCUCUGUGUGAGGGGGACAUUGAGGAGGCUGACGGAGUCCUGCAGGUCUUCUGUCCCUGGCAUGAUUAUAACUUUGAUCUCAGGACUGGGAAGUCAGGGACAUCACUACAGCAACAAGUGUAUGAAGUCAAGCUGGAGGAUGGAAAUGUUUAUGUGAAGCACAGAAGUCAUCUGUCCUUACAGCCUUUUCCUCCAGAUCGGAAAAGCUGAUCUACCUCAGAGCAAGUGCUUUGUCCUCCUGUCCAUUUGUUAGACUUGUGUAAUGAACCUAAUGUAGUUUGUUUUGAGACUUAUUCCACAAACCCAAGCCGUCCAAAAACAUUUCUAAGCCGUAUCUCUCAUUUUCUCAGUUUUGUUUCUCUUGGAUUGCUGUAUUCUCAGGACCAAAUCCAGGAGAGUUUCUUGCGUUUUUCUUGCUGCUGGCAUUCGAGAUGGAGAACCAUGCGCAGGCACUUAACCUGCAGAAUCAGCAGGUUAUUGUUGAUUUUUGAUAACACAAUAGAUGCAAGAUAAAGGUAGUGGAUUUAUGCAGUUUCAUGUUUUUUUUCUUCCUUAAAAAGAAAAUAUCGUGAUUUUUAGUGGAAAUAUUGCAGAGUAAAUUUGAUGUGCACUUUAGUUUUUUGCCUUCAGAUUUGAGCCAUUUGCACUUUCCAUUUCAUUGUUGAUCAAAACCCUGUAAUUGGAGUGGAUCUCACCAUUUUUCAUCUCAGUUCUCAAGCUCUCAGCCUCUCUGCCUUGUUGCACUGAUAUGCACUAGCAAGCAAAAACAAAUCUGUUUGAAGAAACUGAAAAUCCUUCCAAAUGCUGUUUAUAAUUCAAAUAUAAAUUACCAAAACUCCGAACAGAUUUUUUUCCAUUUACAAUCCACUUGUAAUCCGAGUUCUGUUGACCAAUCGCAUUUGAGCAGGCUUCGGUUACACCCAAAUAAAGAAAUCCAUGUGGGGAGCAAAAACAGGAACGCAUUCGCCAAACUGCAAUCUUGUCUGAUGAUAGUUUAAUUUUAUAUUUGCUUUGUUAACAGAAAAGAAAGGCUUGACCUGGAUAUCCACUGGCUGUACUGCAAGUCUUGAAAAAACGGUUAUUGCGCCAAGAUGCUAAGUCAGCAGACUGACAGUUUGGUUUUCGAAUCACAGAGGCAAUAGGAGUAUCCAAAAUGUAGCACUAUGAGUUUUUAAUUCAAUUAAAAUUGAUAAAAUAAAGAGUAAAAAUGAGUAAAAACUGAA
Molecule: messenger RNA, 2200 nt
Organism: Maylandia zebra (zebra mbuna)
Lineage: Eukaryota; Metazoa; Chordata; Actinopteri; Cichliformes; Cichlidae
Product: Rieske domain-containing protein
Molecular function (GO): 2 iron, 2 sulfur cluster binding
Source: RefSeq, a predicted model, not a curated record